AUGAAUUUUUUCGAAGAAAAUGAAACUUAUGGAAAAAGUUUCAAUAAUAACAGCAGUCUGUUUGUAGAUUGUCAAAGUAAUAUGGAAAUAAAUUUCGUUCAAAAAAGUAUGAAAGCUGAUUCAGUUGAGCAAGCCCAAUUAAAGGAAGAUAAUUUAUUCACAAUACGAAAUAAUACAUUUUCCAAUAACUACAAAAAAGAUGAGAAUUUUUCACAAGAUCGAAGUAAUUUGAAAAGUUAUAGUACAAAUGACAACACAGAAAAUUUUUUAUGUGAUUAUAUAUCAAAAGAAGAUGGAAAAAAUAAUAUUUAUAAUUACCAUAAGAAAAAUAAGUCCGAUUUUAUUGAGAUGAGUCAUGACAGCUUUUUAAAUGAUAGAUAUAAUAAAUCUCAAAGUACUUUAAGUAAUUAUACGAGCAACUCAGAUGAUAAUAAAAAGUUAUACAUAAAAAAAUAUAAUGAACCAAAUAAUACUUUAAAGAAAAAUAAUAAUAAUAAUAAUAGUGAAGAUCAUUUAAUUGAUAACUUAAGUUAUAAUAUAAAUGAAAAAAAAAAAUUGGAACAGAAUAACAGUUAUCUCAGUUCAUUUGAUAGAACCUUAAUAAAUAAUAAAAAUAUAAAAAAUAAUAAUUUAUAUUAUAAUGAUUUAAAUAAAUGUUUUAGUAAUGAAGAUAAAUGCGUAAAUUAUGAAAAUAAAAUCAGUAUGUAUAAUAAUUCUGAUAGCAAAAAAAUUAAUCGUAUUAACAAAGAUAACUAUAGUUUUGAAAACAUAAAGAAUUAUACUUCCUAUUACGAAGAAGGAAUAAUGCUUAAAAAAAAUGAUCAUGGAGUUGUUAGUAAUUCAAGUAAUUUUGUGAAUUUGAAUGGAGAAACUAAUGAAGAAAAUAAGAAAAUUUGCAUUAACGGAAAAAAAAUUUAUGAGGAAAAAAACUCCAUUUUUGAGAGUACAAAUGAUAAUUAUAGUAGUCAUAAAUUUAAUAAAAAUUGUAAUUCUCUAGAAAAUUGCGUAUUUAUAAAAGACAAAGAGUAUAUUAAUAACAUACAUAUUUUAGAUAAUUUGAAAAAUUGGAAAAAUGAAAAAAAAAUAUUAAAUAGUAGUAAAGAUUUUGCCCAUAAUAACAAUUAUUCAAAAAUAAUAGAUAUUUCUAAAGAUGAGGAAGGAAAGCAUCAUAGGGAGAAGUUUAACAAAAAAAAGAAAAAAAAUAAGAAGAAUAAUAAGUUUUCAUGCCCCUCUAAAAAUAAUGAAAUGGAUUAUAAAAGCAGUGAUUUAAAUGGAAUUCAUAAAAAUGACAUAAAAAAAGGAAACAGUUGUAGCAGCAAUGAAUUGAAUUGUUUUGAAAAGAACUUAUCUUAUAAUCAAAAUUUAGAAAAUAAUAAUUAUAAUUCUGAAAAUUUCAAUGAGUAUGUUAGCGAAAAUGACGUUAUAUCAAAGGAAUAUUUCAAUAGUAAAAAUUAUUAUUAUAAUGAAGGCGAUAGUAAUAGUAUAAAAAAAAGUAAAUUCCAUCUUUAUAAUUUCCAUGAUAACUCAAAUAAUAGUAAUUGCAUUGACACAUAUGAAGGAAAUUAUGAUUGUACAUCAAAUAAUUCUAAUUCAUACAAUGAAAAAAGUGAAAAUUUAAAAGAUGUAUUUAUUCAAUAUAAAAAGUCUUUAGAAUAUUUUGAAAAGAGUUCAAUAAAUAGUGAUGAUAGCUCAAUAGAAUAUUAUGAAAAAUUAGAAAAAAAUAUGAGUAAUAGUCAUACUUCUAGGAAUGAUAAACGCUUAUGUUAUGAUAUAAAAGAAAAUAAAGUUAAUGAAAAUGGUGAAAUUAAAGAAAAAGAAAAAAAAAAAAAAAUACUUAAGAGAACAAGUUCUCUCUCUACAAAUUCGAAUACUAAUGAUAAUUUGUUAAAUGAUGAAUUUGAUUUAGACAGUAAUAUAUCAAAUGUAGAAAUUUAUAAAAGUAGUGAUAAAAAGAUAGAAAAAAAUGAAAUAAAAACAAGUUCUUUAGAUAAAAAUAUACAAGCAAUUAAUGAAAAUGGGAAUAAUCAGUUAGAGGAGAGAUUUUGUAUAGAUAAGAUUAAUGAAGAAUCCAACAAUUACAUCAAUAGCAAAACGGAUGAUGAAAAUGAAAUUCAUUAUAAUAAUAAAAAUUUUGAAGAUGAAAAUAAUUUUAAUAGUGAACAUGAAGGUGAGAAAGUCAAAAUAAAGAAAAAUGAGGAAUGCAUGAAAGAGGUAUAUGAUAAUGAAAAUAAAAAUGGGAGAAAUAAAAGUAUGAAGAGAGAAAAUAAUGAUAGUAAAAAUGAAUUAAAAUAUUUCAGUAGAUUUAAAAAAGAAAAAGAAUAUAAUGAAAUAAAUGAUGAAGAAAAUUCAUUAAACAAUAUUUUAGAUAUUAAUGAAAAAAAAAAUUAUGAAAAUAUUAAUUAUAAUGAAAAGACGAAAAAAAAAAAUAGUUCACAAUAUUUGCUUAUAGAUUUCGAUAUCAAUAACACCAAAAUUGAUAAUGCUUCUAAUAACAAUAACAAUGUAAAUAUUAAUAAUAGCUUUAAUACAAAUAACACUGAUAUUACUGCUAAUAAUAAUAAUGUACAUAAAGGUAAUAAUAAAAAUGAUAGUUCUAAUAACAGUAUUAAAAAAAUUAAUAUAAAUGAUAAUGUAAAUAAUAAUGAUUUUAAUAAUAAUAAUUAUUCUAAUAAUGAUUUUAAUAAUAAUAAUUAUUCUAAUAAUGAUUUUAAUAAUAAUAAUUAUUCUAAUAAUGAUUUUAAUAAUAAUAAUUAUUCUAAUAAUGAUGGUUCUGAUAAUAAUAAUAAUGAUGGUUCUAAUAAUAAUAAUAAUGAUGGUUCUAAUAAUAAUAAUAAUAACGAUUCUGAUAAUGAUAAUAAUAAUAAUGAUGGUUCUGAUAGUAAUAGUAAUAACGAUUCUGAUAAUGAUAAUAAUAAUAAUGAUGAUGGUUCUGAUAAUAAUAGUAAUAAUGAUUCUAAUAAUUAUAAUAAUAAUAAUGAUUCUAAUAAUGAUAAUAAUAAUAAUGAUUCCAAUAAUGAUAACAAUAAUAAUGAUUCUAAUAAUGACAAUAAUAAUGAUUCUGAUAAUGAUAAUAAUAAUAAUGAUGAUGAUUCUGAUAACAAUAGUAAUAAUGAUUCUAAUAAUGAUAAUAAUAAUGAUUCUGAUAAUGAUAAUAAGAAUAAUGAUUCUGAUAAUGAUAAUAAGAAUAAUGAUUCUGAUAAUGAUAAUAAGAAUAAUGAUUCUAAUAAUGAUAAUAAUAAUGAUGAUGGUUCUGAUAAUAAUAGUAAUAAUGGUUCUUAUAAUAAUAGUAAUAAUGACUCUAAUAAUUAUAAUAAUAAUAAUGAUUCCAAUAAUGAUAAUAAUAAUAAUGAUUCUAAUAAUGACAAUAAUAAUGAUUCUGAUAAUGAUAAUAAUAAUAAUGAUGAUGAUUCUGAUAACAAUAGUAAUAAUAGUUCUGAUAAUAAUAGUAAUAAUGAUUCUAAUAAUGAUAAUAAGAAUAAUGAUUCUGAUAAUGAUAAUAAGAAUAAUGAUUCUGAUAAUGAUAGUAAUGAUAAUGAAAAUAAAAAUAAUUAUUCUACAAGCAAUAUUAAUAAUUCUUCUAAUAACAAUUAUAAACAUGAUUCCUCUCAAAAUAAUAGUAUGAAUUUUAUUAAUAGUAGCAAUAAAAUUGAUUUUUCUAACGGUGAUAAUAAGUUUUCUAAUGACAAUAAUAAUAUUUAUUAUUCUAAUAACAAUAAAAACAAUUCCUCUUAUAAUGACGUUAAUAAAAAUGUUUGUAACCCAAGUAAUAUUAAUAAAGUAGAUAGUGCUAACAGCAUAAUAGAUAGUGACAAUAAAAAUAUAAAUAUAAAUUUCGUCAAUAAGACAAACAAAAAUAUUAACAUAAAUAAUAGUAAUAAUAAUGAUAUAAAUAAUAAUAAAGGAAAUAAUAGCAGUUCAAACUUAAGUUAUGAUUAUACAGCUUUAUUAAAUGAAGUAAAAGAAUUAAGGAAUAUUAUAGAAAAUAUGAAAAAGGAAAAAAUACAUUUAUUAGCUAAAUUUAAAGCAUAUACUUUAAAUAACAAAAAAGAGCUCGAAGAAUUAAAAAUACAAUGUGAAAAUAAAGAAAAAGAAAUUGAAAAAUAUAUAAAUGAAAUUAAAAAAAAAGGAGAAGAGAUAGAAAAGUGUAAUACCAAAUACUGUAAUGAAAUAAUUAUUUAUAAAAACUCAUUAGAGAAGUAUAAUGAUAUGCAAAUGGAUUUAGUUAAAAAAAAUGAAUCAUUAAGUGAUAUAAAUGAAAAAUUACAAAAAGAAGUAAUUUUACAUAUGGAGGAGAUAAAGAAAAUUGAUAAAGAAAAUGAAUUUCUCAAAAUACAAAUAGAGCAAAAAGAAGAGAAAAUUAAUAUAUUAGAAAAAAAUAAAAAAAAGGAAGCAUUCGAUUUUGACUUAAAUGAAAAUGAUAUUUUAUUCUCUAUUUCAACUGAUAAUAAUAAUUUAGUAUGCUUUAAAAAAAAUAAUGAGUUUUUUAUAAUACCUGAAGAUAUUUUUGAGUCAAAAUAUAACGGUAUUAAAAAGCCCAUAUGCAUUCAAGAGAAAUAUAAAAAUGAAUUGAAUGAAUACAAAAGAUUACAAGAUUUAAAUAUAAAGAAAAUAAAAGAAGAAAAGUUAGAAAUUGAAAAAGAAUAUCAUGAAUAUAAAAUUAAAGUAAGUAAUUUAAUUAAUGAAGCUAAUGGAAAUUAUAAAAUUAUUGAAGAAAAAAGUUGUUUAAUACAAGAAUUAAACAAUACUAUAUUAAAAUAUGAAGAAGAUAUUGAAAUUUAUAAAAAAGAGAUAUCUAUUGUUAAUGAAAAAUGUAAAAUACUUGAAUUAGAAAUUUGUAAAGAAAAAAAUAUAAGAGAUCAGCAAAGUGUAGGUAUAUCAGAUUUAAAAAAAAAAAUGAAAAAAGAAAAAAUUGAAUUAGAAAAGAAAUAUAAAGAAACUUGUGAUCUAGAAACUCAAAAAAAAAUUAAUGAAAUGAAAGAGAUAUAUAAUAAUAAAGAAAAAUUAUUACAAGAACAAAUAGAAUCAUUACUAUAUAAAAUAGAAAAAUUAACUUUUUCAAAUGAAGAAAAAAGACAAACUAUUGAAAAUUUAGAAAAUUCUUGCGAAGCUACUGAUAUUAGAGUUAAUAUGAAUCAAAUAAAAGCAAAAAGUGAAUUUGAUUCUAUUGAAACAGAAUCCCUGAAAAAUAGUAGUUAUAAUGAACAAUUAAAAGAAAUAAAUCUAUGUGAAAAAUGUAAGGGCACUAAUAAUGUAAAUAUACCAAUAUAUCCAAAUGAAUACAAAAAGAUAAGAAAAAAAUUGGAAACAUAUGAAUAUAUAAUAAAUGAAGAAAGGGAAGAUAAAAAAAGUUUGAUGGACCAGAUUAAUACAUUAAAAAAUCAAAUAAAAAAUUAUGAAUCUAUAAAUGGAAAUUAUGAACAUGUUAUGUAUCAAAAAAACAUUCUUUUAAAUUUUAUUUCACAAAUACCAGCUCGUAUCCAAAUUGAUGAUUAUGUUUCAGUUAUUUAUAAUUCAUUUAAUUUUUCUAAUGAAGAGAUAGAAUUAAUUAAUUCAAAAAGAUCAAAAAAAAUAAAAUAA
This is a messenger RNA of Plasmodium relictum, 5577 nucleotides long. Its product is annotated as conserved Plasmodium protein, unknown function. The transcript has a single exon. NCBI's taxonomy places the organism in Eukaryota, Apicomplexa, Aconoidasida, Haemosporida, Plasmodiidae. Bases 1 to 5577 code for a protein of 1858 amino acids. The record is from RefSeq and is a predicted model, not a curated record.